AUGUCUCAACUACCAAGAUACACUGGCGGCAAGCCUGUUAUAAAAUCCACGUCUACUGUAACUAGCAGAACUCCUGCAGGAGGCGUUAGAACUACAACAACCACCAAUAUCAGGCAAUUGGAGCCUUGACCGAGUAUUGGGCAAGGAUCGUGUCCACCCACCUGUACGUCCCAAACUGGAAGCUCAAUGAGACGCAGACAACAUACUAGCAGAGCUGGACCACCACAGCAGCCGAGACCUCAAAUGCCGACUAUGCCUGGACAAUACAGCGUGCCAGCGCAAUACGGGCCAAUGUCCCUUCAAGGAAAAGGUACGGUGUAUUCUAGUCCUCAAGAUUUAAGAGGGCGAAUGGAGUCUAGAAUACCUAAGAAUGUGAAAUACGAGAGAAUAGGUGCUGAUGCAGAGUCUAGGCCUAGAACUGCAAUGGGAGGCGCACUGGCUGAUACUUUUUCUGGAAACUUUAACGUCUAUGGUGGACAAGUGAUGGAUCAAGAAGCUACAAUGAGAAGUAGAGACUUGAAUGAGAGGUUGUUGUGGCGUUAUCGAUUCAACAAGAAGUAUAAUAUUUUCAUAGUUUUGAAUAUAUUUCGAGUAUUUGAGUGUAAUUUAUUUCAAAGAACAAUGAGUAACAAAUGUUAUUAUCCCAAAGGUGGAUUUUUAAAUUCCAAUAUUAAAGAUAAUCCCGAUAUAGCUCCUUUACCAGUAGAUCUAUCCAGACAAAUUACGUCACUUUUUGAUCUCAAAAAGCGCAAACAAGAACGAAUAUCGGAAUAUAUGUGUCGAAACAUUCGUAAAACAAAGCUAAGAGCUUUGAAGAGGAUGGCCAAAACAGAUGUUGCUAGUGUUACUAGACCUUUGACUAGUAAGGAAUUUCGUGCCUUUUCUGAGAAUUGUUCUAUAACUAAUAUGUCUAGGUACCAAGAAAAAUGUAUUCGUAGUAAAAUAAACAGUGGAGGCUUGGAGAAAACGUUUCCUCGUCUUAUUGAUGAUAUUAUCAAAGAAACAAAAACAGAAUUCAAAAAAAUUACUCAUUGUGCAGGAGUUAAUUUAAAAAUCAAAGAGAAAGAAGAUGAUUUUACGAUAGAAAAUUAUAAGUUUUUGGGUAAAACUCAAAAUUACGACAAAUUUUUGUGUAUUAGAAAACAGUUUAGUAUGAGAUGGAUUUUGCACUAUAAGAUAAUGAGGAUGUUUCUAAGAGAAUGCGUAUUGGGUUUGCCAUAUGUGCUAUUUGAAAUUGAAAUUCCGAAGGUUUUGGAUAUAGAAGACAUACAGUAUAUUUUUAGAGAAAAAAUUAAUUCCUCGGCAGCUAUUUUACAUGAUUUCCACAAAAGUAUAUCUUCACUUUUUGAUAAAAUUGAUGCCAUUUUCAAAAAACGUCCUUCCAAAUUCUUACCUGCUUGUACGGGCCUAUUCUCUAUAUACGUCAGUAGAUGUAUUGCUCAUACAAUUGAAGAACUCGUAAAAUUUACAGAAACAGUUGAUUUACCUCCAUAUUUGAAGCUAUACGUAGACUUUGAGGCAAAUUUGAUUUUAACACCUACAGCAGAACAAGUUAUAGAAAUGUUUGACAAGCUUUUGGAAAGCGUUAUUUGUGUUGGCAUGGAUUUAAACGUAAUGGAAAAGGGACACAUUAAAGGAUACGAAUCAAAAAAAGUUUGUUUAGGACUUACGGAUGAGUUUAUUGAAAAAUCCAAGAAAACUAUCGUUGAUAACAUUACAAAGCUUUAUGAGCCUAUAUUGAAGUACUUAGAAAUACUUGAAUCUGAAUUUCAGGAAACCUAUGCAGACAUCAACUCUGAGACUUUGUCUUGUUGUAUAGACGUUCUGUUUGAUGAUGGCUGUAAAAAAAUACAGUAUUACAAAAAUUAUAUUCGUAAAGUAGCCUAUAUUCCUGACAACGAGUACUUUCGUAUAGGACAAUUGGAUUUGACAAAUUACAGAGAAAAAUUACACGACAGUUUGCAAACAAUUGCAGAUUCGAUUUUCAACAAUUUAUCCUUACAACACUUCUGGGAAGUUAAUGAUAUUUGUGAUAGUUUCUUGCUGAUUCAGAUAAGAGCCACUCAAAAACCUGUCACUACAGAAGAGUUGAUAGAAAUUGGUAAAUUUAUGGCUUGGGUACGAAAUGAACAACUAGAAUCCUUAAACCAAAGAGUCAUUGACUCGUUAUUAUCAUUAUGCAAUAUAAUUACUUUGGGAAUUUUGGAUGAGGAUCAUAUGAAUCUAAAUUCAAUUGCUAUGAAUUGGAUGAGCAAUAUAAUACCGAUAAUUGAAAAACACUCGAUUAACUAUGAACAGUUGAAAUUUGAAGCGGAAGAAAAACUUCAAAAAGUAAUUGAAGAUAUUAACGUGCUUAUAACAGAUAUGUAUCCGAUUUUGGUUAUUUUGGAUGAAAUGGACGACAUUAAGCGCGCCAGAAAUCAUUUGAAUAAAAUUACAUUACACAUGAGUAAAAUAAAGGAAAAAGUUGAGACAAGCUCAAGACGAAAAUCUACCUGUUCGGUAUGUAAUGACUUCUUGCUUAAUUUAAAUAAUCUUGCGGAUUGUAGAUUCAAAGGUACUGUAGACGAUCCUGAUAUCCUAAACUGGCCGGCUCCUCUAAAACUAUGCGGAAUGUCGCUCAAUAUUUUGGAGGAAUUUAAACCUUCUUUGGCUGUGAUGAAAAUUAUGUGUAACAAAAAUUUGAGGCCGAGACAUUGGAACGCUAUUUCGGAAAUUGCUGGACUAAAUCUUAUGCCAAAUGCUGGCACCACCCUCAAAAAAAUGAUGGAACACGAUCUGCAAAAAAAUCUGGAAGAAUACGAAAUAAUCUCAACGUGUGCCACCAAAGAACAACAACUACUCGACAACCUAAACGUGUUGAAAGCCAAAUGGGACGAUAUCCAUUUCGUCAUAGAUAAAAACAAAGACAACAUCUGGAUUUUGAUUCAAUUAGAAGAGGUUCAAACAAUCGUCGACGAACACAUGAUCAAAAUCCUAACAAUGCGCAGUUCGGUGUUUGUAAAACCUUACGAAACAGAAGUUUCAGGUUUUUACGACACAAUUCUGAAAAUCCUGUCAGUGUUAAACGAUUGGAACAUUUUACAAAACGCAUAUUUGAAAUUAUUUCCAAUAUUUGCCAUUGAAGAUGUUAUUCAUCACGUCCCUAACGAGCAAAAACACUUCAAAAAUUGCGACUUGGUUUUUCUAAAAUAUACAAGAUUUAUAAAAGAAAACUCUAAAGUCAUCGAUUUGGUCUCUAAAACUGAUAUUGUGGAAGAUUUAAAGCAAUCGCUUAGUAUUCUGGAAAUAGUGCAAAAAGGUGUGGACGCUUAUUUGGAAAUUACCAGACUUAGAUGUCCAAGACUGUAUUUGAUUUCUAAUGAGGAGCUCAUCAAUCUUACGGCUAGUAAUAGUGACUUUUCCGAUGAAAGGAUUUUCGUUAGGAUUUUUCCUGGAAUUAAACGAGUGAAGUUUAUUAACAAACACAUUACAUCAAUUUUUAGUGCAUCCAAUGAAGAAGUCGUAUUGAAAAAUCCCAUUAAUUUAUCUCUCCAUAAAAAUGUGGAUGAGAUUGUGUCAAAAUUGCAAGAAGAAAUGUUAUUUAUUAUGAAAUAUAGAACAGCCGAUUGUUAUAAAGUUUUCAAAAAAACUUCAAUGAAAAAUUUAUUGAAGAAAUACCCUCAACAAAGCUUACAAAUAAUGGCCCGUGUAUUCUGGACAGAUCAAGUUGAAAAUGCCCUAAAACUAUCCCACAAUAUCAGAUUAUUAAUUUGCAAAAGCAAAUUGGAAGCAAGUAUUGAAGAAAAAAUUGAUAUUAUUAAUAGAAAUCAGAUAUCUAACUUGGAACGUAUAGUUAUAAAAAAUCUGUUACUUACUGAUUUAAAUAAUCAAUAUUUGUUAAGUUCUUUUGUUAAAGAUGGAUUGGUUAUCGAUGAUAAUCACUUCGAGUGGCAAGUGCAACUUAGGUACUAUUUUGAAAAAUCCUUAUGCUCAAUUAAAAUAUUGAAUCACAGUUUAGAUUAUAGUUACGAAUACUUGGGCAAUACGGACCAACUCGUCUUAACACCAUUAACCGACAGAUGCAUUAUCACUUUAUUAAAUGCAUAUUUUUUCAAUUUUUACGGUCUACUUACAGGAGAUGGACAAACUGGAAAAAGUGUUACAUUGAAAUAUCUAGCAGACGCUUUGGGGAAAUUGUUUUCUUCUUUUAGUUGCAUUUCUGAGUUCACUUCCUCAGCUUUAUUGCAAUUACUUAAAGGCACUUUUUUGUGUGGUUCUUGGAUGUGCCUACAAAAUAUCGAUCAGCUUCAAGUGGAAGUGCUUUCAGUGAUUUCGCAAGAGUUGCUACAAAUAAUUGACUGCAAGAAAAAUCGAUCUAAAGAGAUAUUUUUUGAAGGUAUUAAAUUGCCUUUUGAUCAAACUUGUUUCAUUUUUGUGCAACUUUCCAGUGAAGCUGCUAGGAGGGUUAAAUUCCCAGAAAAUUUUAAGUCAAUGUUUAGAAGUUUUACUUUAUGUCAGCCCGAUUUGGAAGUGAUUAUUCAAAGUUUAUUAGCUUGUCAGGGAAUUGAGAACUAUAAGAGUUUUUCUAAAAUAAUUCAAGAGUGUUGCACACUUUUAGAAGAUAUUUUAGGCUUUCAAAAACAUUAUGUUUUUAAAUUAAGAGAAAUUAAGCAGGUUUUGAGGUUUUUCGAGAAAAAUAAGAGUUCAGAUAAGCAUUUCUUGACGAUACUUUGUAAUAGUUUUCGUAAUGCUUUAUUGCCAAGACUUUUGGAUAAGGAUUAUAAAAUUUUUGAAGACACACUUUCUGAUGUUUUUCAAGCAUACUAUGAACCAACAACUCAUUUAGAAAAUAAGGAUAUUGAACAAACACUGGCAAAUCUAAACUUAAAUCGCAAUCUCUACAUGGAUAAUAAAUUUAUUAAUAAACUCAUGGAUGUUUAUAAUACAAUGAAUUUCAAUACUGGACGCAAUGUUAUCCUUUUAGGUGACACUUACACUGGCAAGACAACCAUUUUGAAACUAUGCGCUCAGUUAUUUGAACCUCUCAACAUAAAAUUGCACAUUAUAAAUCCAAAAUGCAUCACUCAUAGGAAUUUAAUUGGUGAAACAUCAACGAACAAAAACGUAAGAUGGUCUGAUGGAAUUUUGCUUAAAAUUCUCAUAGAAGCAGGAAAUGAUGAGAAUAAUUUGAAUAAAUAUUGGAUAUUGUUUGAUGGCUACGUAGAUGAAAUAUGGACCAAAGAUUUUUUGAGCGUCUUGGAAAGUGGAAAGCUAUUUUUAGAAUCAUUGGAAACGAUAAUGUUUGGAGAACGGACAACUUUGAUAUUUGAAACGGCAGAUUUGGAUCAUUCAAGUCCAGCAAUGAUUUCUCGUUGUACAACAAUCUACUUUCCUCGUCGACUCCUGAACGACACUUCGCUAAUCGAAACCUGGCUGAACACCUGCAAAUCUGACUGGCUAAUCGACCAUAAAUCCCAAAUUGAAGCCUUACUUAAAUGGUUGGUCCCGCCAUGUUUGGAAGAAAUCGAGCAUUUACCAAAGUAUUGCGAUAUUGACGAUAAUAGCCUCACAAAAAACGCUAUGACCUAUUUCCAGUUGAUUCUGGACGAUGCUUGUUCGAAAAUUAACAGAAAAGACGAAGACCCGAAAAACAUGGUCUCGUGGAUACACGCCACAUUAAUUCAAGCAGGUAUUUGCGCAUUUCCCAGUGUUUUAACUCAUCAAUCUCGUCAAAAAUUUGACGAAUUUUAUAAACAACUUUGGAAGGGACAAAUUCACCCUUAUCCAAACUGUUUGGAAAGACUUGAAGUUAGUAUACCGACUGAAGGCUUUUUAUUUGACUAUUGUUAUCUUUAUAAGCAAAGAGGUACUUGGAAGCAGUGGUCGGAUUUACUUAAAAACGAAAAACUAAUUGAAAAUCAAUAUUUAAGUAGUUGCAUCGUACCAACAGUAGACACUAUGAGGUGUAACUUUUUAUUAGACUUGCAUAUUAAAUAUAAAAAGCAAUUUUUAAUAAAUGGCCCUAAAGGUACAGGCAAAUCUAUAGCUCUCAGAGAUUGCUACAUCAAUAGAUUACCAGACAGGGAAUUUGAAAAAGGCCUUAUAACAAUCAACAGACAUUUAACUGGUAAUAGCUUACAAAAAUUAUUACUGUCAAAAUUGAGUAAAGGCAGAUCAGGGGAUUAUUCUGCAACCUCGAACAAGCGCUUCAUAUGUUUUAUAGAUGAUCUUCAAUAUGCUGCUAAAGAUCGAAAUAACAUUUCAAGCGUCAUCGAGCUUAUUCGUCAACAUUUAGACCAUAAUUUGUGGUAUGAUUUGAAAACAUUAACAAACAUUUCUCUAGAAAAAAUAAAUUUUGUCGCCUCAGUGGGUUUUGCAGGCGACAAACCCCCGCCAAAAAGAUUCAUGCGACAUUUCACCGUACUAGGAGUAAACGAGUUUUCACAUGAGAGCAUCACAAAAAUUUACUCCCAAAACUUAAUGCAGCUAUGGAAAAAGUCUGGAUUUCCUAGUGACAUGAUAACGGUGGUUAAUCAAAUUGUAAACGCUUCGUUACAGACUUAUUUACAUGUCCUGCAAAAUAUGAAAGCCACUUUGAAUAAGAGCCAUUAUGUGUUUGAUAUUUUCAGCUUAUCCAAAGUGAUUCACGGUUGUUCUUUUUUGAAAAAGGAAACUUACGACAGCAACAAGAAGAUUUACAUUAAAUUGUGGGUGCACGAGAUUUUCAGAAUUUAUUCUGAUAGAUUGUUUAUAGAAGAUAUUAGGAAUUUGACUAUGUAUUUGAAAGAGGCUAUUGUGGAACAUUUUUCUCCGGAAGAAUUGAGUGAUAUUUUUCCUAACUACGAUGAUCCAAUGCCAUUUUCUAAAGUUUUCUUUGGCACUUUUCCCGAUAAGGAUUUAGAUAUAAGCCAUAGACAUUAUGAUGAAAUUAACUUUCAACAUUUAAAAGACUUGUGCUUGCAAAAUCUGCAAGACUUCAAUGGAAAAUAUCGUUUUAAGCUUGACUUAAUAUUUUUCAAUUAUUCACUUGAAAAAUUAGCAAGAAUAUGUCGUAUAUUAUCAAUACCUAAUGAAAACGCUUUAUUACUUGGCGUUACUGGAUGUGGUAGGCAAUCUCUAGUUAAAUUUGCUAGUUUUUUUUAUAAGCAUGAUUAUUUCCAGGCAGUUAUUACUAGAGAUUAUAAUAUGAAAAGUUGGGCUAGUGAUUUUAAGCAUGUCUUGAAGCUUUGUGGUGGACUGAAUACAAAAUGCACUUUUUUUGUGUCUGAGGAUCAGUUGAUAAACGAGAACUUUUUUGAAAUAAUUGAUCAUUACAUUAGAGAUGGUGAAGCUACUGAUUUAUAUGACAUAGACGAAAAACAGGAUGUUUUAGAGCUAUCCAGACUUGCCGCGCAAGGAGGCAAUAGAAAUCUCGACAUAAGUACUCACAAGGUAUUUCUCUAUUUCAACAAAAAAUGUCGCGAAAAUUUCCAUCUAUUUCUAUCGCUAAACUCUACUACAGAUAAUUUGAGAAGAAGAAUUUUAAAGUAUCCUGCCUUAGUUUCAAGGCUAACUAUAAUUUUUUGGAAAGACUGGCCCGAUGAUGCGUUGCAAAGCGUUGCCAAAUACUGGAUGAAAAGUUUGGAUUUAGAUGCAGACAUCAAAGAGAAAACUAUCUCAGCUGCAAUUUAUUUCCACAGAAUAUCACAAACUGUAAAAUCAAUAUCAGUAACACCAAAGUCCUAUAUUCAUUUGAACAAACUGUUCGUUGACUUGGUCUCCAAAAAACAAAACUCCCUAACAAUUAAAAUGAAAAGAUUCCAACAAGGUUUGUCCAAGCUCUCAUACGCAGCCACUCAAAUAUCUAACAUGCAAAAAGCCUUAGCCGAAUAUCAGCCUUUAUUAGAAGAAAUGACCAAAAAUGCCAUUGAAAUGACUGAACAAAUAGCCUUGGAAACUAUUCAGGUUGAAAAAGCUUCAGCUCUAGUUAGAAAAGAUGAAAAAAUUGCUAGUGAGCAAGCGGUUGUAGCGCAAGUUUUAAAAUCUGAAUGCGAAGCUGAACUGGCUCAAGCAAUACCUAUUUUAGAAGACGCCAUCUCGGCUCUAAAUACCCUUAAACCCUCUGACAUAACUUUAGUCAAGUCAAUGAAAAAUCCUCCGGAUGCAAUAAAACUUGUCAUGGCUUCAGUUUGUGUCAUAAAAGAUGUUAAGCCUGACCGAAUUCCUGAUCCUAGUACUGGAAGAAAAACUAUCGAUUACUGGGGUCCUUCAAAGAGAAUCUUAGGUGACAUGAACUUUUUGCAAACCCUCAAAGACUUUGACAAGGACCACAUCAAACCAGAAAUAAUGGUUAAAAUAAGAAAAGAAUAUUUACCACACAAAGACUUCAAACCGCAUGUAGUUGCAAAAGCUUCUAGCGCAGCUGAGGGACUUUGCAAAUGGAUUAUAGCAAUGGACAUGUACGAUAGAGUUGCUAAGGAAGUGGCCCCCAAAAAGGAAAAAUUGAAUAAGGCUGAAAGAGAGUAUGCAGAAACUAUGUUGAUUUUGAACGAAAAAAAAGAAGAGGUUGUUAGAAUUGAAGUUAAACUAGCUCAGCUUAAGGCCCUUUUAACUGAAGCUACAAAGAAGCAACUAAAACUGCAAGUUGAAGUUGAUUUGUGUAAUAAAAAGUUAAACAGUGCGCAAAAAUUGAUUGGAAGUUUAAGUGGAGAGAGGCAAAGAUGGACCGAAGCCUCAGAAAAUUUACAAAAACAUUAUGAUGUAUUAGCAGGUGAUGUUUUAGUUUCCAGUGCCUUUGUAGCAUAUUUGCCAUCAUUAAAUAAUGCUGAUAGAAAUAUUAUAUUAACGAAAUGGAGAGAUUAUAUUAAAGAUAACAGUAUACCGUGUACAGAUAAUUAUGAGUUUGGUGCAGUUUUAUCUGGUGAGGUUGAAAUGGAACAUUGGACCGAAUUCAGUUUACCUUCGGAUAGCUUUUUUAUUGAAAAUGGUAUCAUUUUCAAUAACUCUAAAUAUUUUCGCUUAUUAUUGGAUCCGCAUGGAAAAGCUCUGGAAUGGAUAACGAACUUUGAAGAUGGUAAUAAUAUGAUAAUUACUAAAUUUACUUUUGGGGAUUGGUUACAAGACCUAAAAUAUUGUAUUAUUAAUGGAAAACAUAUAUUAAUUAAAGAUACUAAAGGAUACAUUCCGCCUUGUUUGAAUUAUUUAGUUUACGGACAAAGUUUUGUUAAGGAAAAUGGAGAUUUGUUUAUUACAAUUGAUGGAGAGGAUUUGAGAAUGCACGAAAAUUUUAAAAUAUACAUUUUAUGUUGUAAGCCAAAUGUGUCUUAUAGUGCUGAACAGAAAAGUAGGUUAACGUUGAUUAAUUUUUCAUUGACUUCGAGCGCUCUGAAGGAAGAUGUUUUGAGAAUAGUGGUGGAAAUUGAAAAACCAGAAAUACGCAAAUUAUCCAAAGAGCUGGUGCAAAAAAAUAAAGAAAUUAAAGCUGAAUUAAAGGAGCUCGAAGUGAAAAUUUUAAAUACUUUAUGUGAAAGUCAGGCGGAUAUAUUGGAAGACGAAGAAAGUAUUCUUAUAUUGGAUGAAACUAAAGAAUUGACAAAAAUUGCUUUGGAAAAAAAAGCGCAGACUAUAAAGAUUGCAGAAGCAAUAGAAAGCUUCAAAGAGAAAUACAUCACAGUUGCAGAGCAUGUGGCAGGUUUAUUCUUUUGCAUUGACAAUCUUCAAAAAUUACACCACCUCUACCAAUUUUCACUGAAAUGGUUCAAAAACACAUAUUUCAUGUCCAUCUUAAACGCGGGCAAAUCAAGAGACUUAAAAAUCCGCUGUCAAAAUUUAUGUGAUACGUUCACCUAUGAUUUAUAUAAAAGCGUCAGCAAAGGGCUGUUUGAAAAGGAUAAAACUUUAUUCACUUUUUGGCUUGCCAUUGAAAUGGCUGCCAGCAAAAACUUGAUAACGAAAGAAGAAAUUAUGAUGUUUUUUAACGUGGAUCAAUUCAAAGUUGCUAUCGAUAAAAACAGUAAACCUGAAUGGGUUUCAGACGAGCAGUGGGCAAAUUUACACAAAAUUGAACAAUUAGAUGUAUUUAAGGGUAUUUUGAAGCAUUUUAGAGAAGAUGCUAAUUGGCAAAUAUACCUUGAAACUUCAUAUUCACAGAUACCACAUAAAAUGUAUAAAAAUUUUGCCAAACUAAUCUUGAUUCAAGCACUUAAACCUAACGAACUAUACGCAGAACUAAUAUAUUUCAUUAAGGAAAUUUUAGGCCAAAAAUUCUUGAUGCCAAUGUUCUUUAACAUACAAGAAGUUUACAAUGAAUCUUAUAGUUUAUCUCCGGUACUGUUUAUCUCAACUCCUGGAUUAAAUGUUUUGAAUAUUUUAUACAAUUUUGCAAACACUAAGCAAGUUUUACAUAAAUUUCACCAUUUAAGUUUGGAUAAUUGUAAUUUGGAACAAGGUGAAAAAUUAAUUAUGCAAGGCAAAAAGGAAGGCUGUUGGAUUUUGCUUCAAAAUUGCCAGUAUACUAAAGAGUGGUUGUAUCGGUUGGAGCAGAAUCUACAAAAUAUGGAUUAUGAUAAUACGAACGAAAAUUUUAGGUUGUUUCUGACCAUCGAUGAAGUUCAUGAAAUUCCUUUGGAACUUUUACAGAAUUCUAUUAAGAUAAUUGAUGAAUCCCCUGGUAGUUUACGUGAGAGUUUAUUGAAAAUUUAUGAAAAACCUCCUAUAAUGAUUGAUGAUUUUUUUUAUGGAUGUCCUGGACAACAAGAAGUAUUUUCGAAAUUACUGUACAGUUUAUGUCAUUUUCAUUUUCUCAUUCAAAAACGUCAGAAGUUUUCAAACUGGAAUAUACAGUAUAAAUUUGAUGAUUCUAAUCUCAUGUUAUCUUUGGAGUUUUUAAGAAAGAUUGUUAAUGAACAAAGUUGCCUCUUUGAAAAAAUUUAUUAUCUUAUUGGAGAGUGUAAUUACAACAGCUACUUGCACAACGAAUGCGAAAAAUCCUUCAUCAUUGAAAUGUUGAAAGAUUGCAUAAAUCCUAAAAUGUUUGAAAAAUAUUCGGGCUUAUUCAACAACGUCAAACAAUAUGAGUUGCCAACAAAAAACGACAAAAGAGACUAUUUGAAUCAUAUUUAUAAUUUGCCAGAGCAAGAACCUCCAGAAGUUUUGUAUUUAACUGAAAGUGAAAUGUUGGAGUAUAAUAUAAAUAGAACUAAGAGUUUUUUGACUUUGGGCUCAAAAUUUGUUGAAACUAAAGAGGGAUGUGUGUUGAGUAAAAACGAGUUCAAAAUUUUAUGUAUCAUUGAUGAUUUGUUAAAUAUAUUUCCUGAAACUGUUAAAAAUAAUGAAUGUAAUAUUGAAUUCAUUCUUACAGAAAUAAGGCUUUAUAAUAGCCUUUUGAGAACUAUAAAAAAAAGUUUGCGAAAUUUGAAAGCAGCUUUUGGAGGCGAUUGCAGUUUUGAUACAGACCUUAUAGAUAUGACUUCAUCUUUGUCGCAAAAUCAAAUUCCAAAAAUUUGGUUAAAGUAUUGCUUUCCAACUUUGACAAAUUUAUCAAAAUUCUCCGAAAACGUGUGUUAUAACAUGAAUCAACAAACUGCUGACGAACUAUUCGCUAUGGGAAGCCCAGAAGUUUCUAUGGGUAAGUCAGAGUGUCGUUUCUCGUAA
Messenger RNA from Ceutorhynchus assimilis (cabbage seed weevil), 11613 nucleotides. Lineage: Eukaryota; Metazoa; Arthropoda; Insecta; Coleoptera; Curculionidae. The record is from the annotation of a GenBank genome assembly.